Pyricularia oryzae 70-15 is the source of this 1047-nucleotide messenger RNA. RefSeq lists its product as uncharacterized. Lineage: Eukaryota; Fungi; Ascomycota; Sordariomycetes; Magnaporthales; Pyriculariaceae. The transcript has a single exon. The coding region runs from base 1 to 1047 and encodes 348 amino acids. The record is from RefSeq and is a predicted model, not a curated record.
AUGCUUGUCCGUGCGAUUGUAUGGGCAACACUUGCCCUGGGCAUAAGCGCAGCCCCUAAGCCGGCCGCCGAAAAUGGCAUCGCGGCCGACGCACUAGAGGGCUAUGCAUUCCUCUACUUUACAAACAGCGAUGAGCAAAUCUACCUCGCUGCCAGCAACGGCAACGACGCCCUCUCCUUUACCGAGCUCAACAAGGGCCAGCCCAUUCUCAGGUCGACGCAGGGCGACAAGGGUCUGCGCGACCCCUUUGUGAUGCGCUCCCACGACGGCUCCGAAUUCUACAUCCUGGCCACGGAUCUCUGCAUCGGCUGCGGCACCAGCUGGGGCGACGCCCAGGCGCGAGGAAGUCUGCACAUGGAGAUCUGGGAGUCGCCGGACCUGGUCACGUUCUCGAGCCAGCGCCACGUCCUGGUGUCUCCCGAGACGUUUGGAAACACCUGGGCCCCCGAGGCCUACUGGGACGCCGACCUGGCCAAGUACGUCGUGUACUGGGCGUCGGGGAUCUACGACGACCCGGAGGGGAACCCUGACCGGAGCCAGCUCACGUACCAGCGCAUGGUGUACGCGACCACGGACGACUUUGGGACCUUUUCGGCGCCGCGCGUGUGGCAGGACGAGCCGCCGCACGGCCGCAUCGACAGCACCGUCGUCCGCGCCGACGACGGCACCUACCACCGCUUCACCAAGGCCACCACCGCCGACGGCUGCGCCGACAUCGUGCAGGAGAGCAGCCGGAACCUGACCGCCGACCUGCCCGCCUGGACCCGCGAGGCGAGCUGCAUCGGCACCAGGGCCGGCACCAAGGAGGUCGAGGGCCCCUGCAUCUUCAGGGCGAACCCGGGCGACGUGCGCGGAGGUGGCCGCUACAUCCUGCUGGUGGACGAGUUUGGCGGCGACGGCUACGUUCCCCUCGAGUCGACCGAUAUAGCCUCGGGCAGCUGGACCCUCAACCGCAACUUUACUUACCCCAAGACCCCGCGGCACGGGACCAUCAUUCCCCUGACCGCCAAGGAGCUGGAGGGUAUCAAGCAGGCAUACGGUGCAUAG